AUGCAAAAUCUACGGUUUACCGAAUACGGUCUGGACUCAAACCAUUUCCGCGUCCGCCUUCGAAGUGCCGGUUACGCCUAUCCACCCAGGCUACGCACACCUGUAACUCCAUCCCCCAUCUCCUUCUCCCCAAAACUUCCGACUGUUCAAGGUUCAGACCCACGCACCGCACACACCACCAAGCCCAUGUCGGAGGCGUCCUCUUCCUCGGCGGCGGCCCCGGCCUCGGCCCCGCCCCCUGCGCCGGCGCUGGAUCCGGAGGCGAUCUCCCUCAUGGCGGAGGAGGCGCCGCCGGAGGAGAUUACGCUGGUCGUGAAGUGGGGCGGGAAGGAGUACACGGUGCGGGCGAUGGGGGACGACACGCUGUUGGAGCUGAAGCGGCGCAUCUGCGAGUUCACCGACGUGCUGCCCAAACGCCAGAAGCUUCUCUACCCCAAGCUCAUACUCAACGACGAGUCCGUCCUCCUCUCCUCCCUCCCCUUCAAGCCCAACGGCAAGCUGACCAUGAUCGGAACAGUUGCUUUGUAUGAUAUAUGUUCUGGAACUGUGGAAUUGGCGUAUUUGAUGGUGGAUUUGGGCAUUCGGUAUUUCGGUGUGGCCAUAGUGGAGUAUGUUAAGGGCACCACCACCAGUGAAAUAUCUGAAUUAAAAGUUCGUAAAGAUACUAGUGGAAUACUUACAGAAGUGAGUACUGUUGAAGACGAAAUAUUUGUGGACCGACCAGAUGAUCCAGAGGUGCUCGAUGAUUAUGAAUUUUUCAAAGAUGAAGUUACUGCUAUAAAGGAUAAUGUUCUCUACAAGCAAAAAGUGAAACGUCGUGCAAGCCAGUAUAAGAUCAAGCUCUUGAAUCCAUGCCGCGAUGGAAAAAGAUUGCUUGUGUUAGACAUUGACUAUACUCUGUUUGACCAUAGGUCUCCAGCUGAGAAUCCUUUGGAACUCAUGCGUCCAUUUCUCCAUGAAUUUCUCGCUGCUGCAUACGCAGAGUAUGAUAUCAUGAUAUGGUCAGCAACAAAUAUGAAAUGGGUGCAACUGAAGAUGGAGCAACUUGGAGUUCUCAGCAACCCCAACUACAAGAUCACUGCCCUUCUGGAUCACAUGGCGAUGAUAACUGUGCAUGCUCCUGACAAGAAGGUUUUCGACUGCAAACCUCUUGGUGUCAUCUGGACUAAGUUCCCCGAGCACUACAACGAGAAGAACACGAUCAUGUUUGACGACCUCAGGAGGAACUUCGUCAUGAACCCACAGAACGGCCUCGUGAUCAGACCGUUCAAGAACGCCAGUAAGAACCGAGGCCGCGAUCAGGAGCUGCGAAAGCUCACGCAGUACCUGCUCUCCAUUGCGGAGCUAGAAGAUUUCAGCAAGCUGGAGCACGACGGCUGGGAGUCCUUUAUGGACGAAACCGGCAAGAGACGCAGGCGCAGGUAG
Molecule: messenger RNA, 1425 nt
Organism: Triticum turgidum subsp. durum (durum wheat)
Lineage: Eukaryota; Viridiplantae; Streptophyta; Magnoliopsida; Poales; Poaceae
Source: the annotation of a GenBank genome assembly